Messenger RNA from Zychaea mexicana, 612 nucleotides. RefSeq lists its product as uncharacterized. Gene Ontology annotation, biological process: mRNA splicing, via spliceosome. Bases 181 to 513 code for a protein of 110 amino acids. NCBI's taxonomy places the organism in Eukaryota, Fungi, Mucoromycota, Mucoromycetes, Mucorales, Lichtheimiaceae. Gene Ontology annotation, molecular function: mRNA binding. Gene Ontology annotation, cellular component: nuclear speck. The transcript is spliced from 8 exons. The record is from RefSeq and is a predicted model, not a curated record.
AUUUUAUUUGUGCUGUGAUGGAUUUAACGUGAAUAAGGCCGGUGAUAUUCUGUUACGGUGAAUCUGUUGGUAACCCGAUCCGGCUUUUAGCAGAGAACUCCGAACGUAUUUUUACGCUAAAGAUCCUUUUCGCCCUUCUGUUCUUUCUUGUUUUCCUUACCUUUUUCUUUGUCCUCCAACAUGUCCUACUACGAUCGUGACAGACGUAGCACAGCUCGAUUGCGUAGACUCUUCGUUGGAAAUUUGAAUCGUCAUGUCCGCGAACGUGAUAUCAAGGAUCUCUUUUCAAAGCUUGGUCGCUUGCAAGAUUACGAGAUUGUGGAUGAUUUUGCAUUUGUCGAAUAUGAAGAUGCCAGAGAUGCUGCUGAUGCGAUCAAAGAAUUUGACGGUACUCGCUUGGAAGGCGAUCGUAUUAUUGUGGAGUACGCCCGCAAAGGACCAGCAACAGUGAGAGGAGCCAGAGGUAGAUCAGAUGGUCGCUGCUAUAACUGUGGAGAAGUCGGUCAUAUGUAAGCAAUUUGAAUAAAAAGAAUGUAAAAAAUGAUGGGAACCAUGGGGCUAUGUGCACUAACCUGUAAAUCUUCUUUAUUCUAAAUAACACAGUGCUAGAGA